Molecule: messenger RNA, 582 nt
Organism: Arabidopsis arenosa
Lineage: Eukaryota; Viridiplantae; Streptophyta; Magnoliopsida; Brassicales; Brassicaceae
Source: the annotation of a GenBank genome assembly
GUAAACUUCAUUUACUAAGUGCGUUUACAAAGUUUCAUUAUCCUAGGAAAAAAUGGAGAAACUGGUUAAAUUUGAUAUUUUGUGCCCUAAUUCUAUGGUUGGUCUGUUGAAGGGCAAAAAUCAGACCAAUAUUAAUAGAAUAAGGAGAGAAACAACUGCUGUUGUUUACACAACCGAAUCUGCAAGAUAUACAACUGUAACUGUGUCUUCUCUUGAGAAGCAGCUUGAUGAUGGAUCACCAGCAAUUGAUGCUGCCCUGGCAAUUCUAAGAUACUGCCUUGAAACCAUCAACUAUGAACGUUUUAAGCUGACUUUGCUUGUUGAAGGAAAAUAUCGGAAUGACUUGGGAGAGGAUUUUUUUGGUCAAUGGAAUCAGCAAACACUAACGGUAAUCACGCUCAAUGAUCUAAACGGAGACACAAUUGUGGAGUUUUUUGGAGGAAACCAUGGGAUAAGGAAUGCUUUGUUGCUGUUCAUGAGGAAUCUGAGGAACAAGUUUUUCGAUUGAAGAGAAGAAGAGUAUGAGAGUACAACAUGACACAUAUAUGGUCUGCUUUUGGUGAAUGAACACACGUUUUGUUU